Messenger RNA from Bradysia coprophila, 1925 nucleotides. RefSeq names its product Mau2 sister chromatid cohesion factor (gene Mau2). NCBI's taxonomy places the organism in Eukaryota, Metazoa, Arthropoda, Insecta, Diptera, Sciaridae. The record is from RefSeq and is a predicted model, not a curated record. Gene Ontology annotation, biological process: mitotic sister chromatid cohesion. Gene Ontology annotation, molecular function: protein binding.
CCGACGCCGCGUUACGUUAAUCUGCAUUCAUCAAAGUAUUGUUUACAUCAUAUCGAGAUCGGGGGAACUUUAAUGGAAAAAUACAAUGGCCAAGAGUCAAGACGCAUGUUAUAUCUCUCUACUCGGCCUUGCAGAAUAUUUUAGAACAUCGAAUCCACCAAAUAUUAAAAAGUGCUUGCAAUGUUUACAAGCGUUAUUUACAUUCAAACCCGUUCCACCGAAAAUGGAGGCUCGGACCCAUCUUCAAAUCGGACAAGUUCUGAUGGGCUACACGAAAAAUAUUGACUUGGCCAGGAGUCACCUGGAACAGGCGUGGAAACUUUCGGAGAACAAAAUUACUUUCGACGAUGUUAAGUUCGACAUUGCUAGUCUACUGGCACAAUUGUAUCAGCAACAAGAUCAAAACAUUUUAGCCAAGCCAAUCUUACGAAAGGCUAUUGAACUGUCACAGCACAAUCAACAUUGGCACUGUAAAUUACUUUUUCAACUGGCCCAAAUUCAUGCCAUUGAUAAGGAGUACAGUGUUGCAUCUGAAUUGCUUGCUGUGGGUGUUGAAUCGACGCAUGAGACGAAUGCAACUUACCUGAAAGUACUGUUUCUACUGAGCAGAGCCAUGAUUUUAAUGAUCGAACGGAAAAAUAAUGACGUCCUGGCGAUACUACACCAGGCUAGUGCUAUCAUUGACAAUUCAAUUCAGAGCACUCACUUAAAGGAGUACUUAAAGGUUUUCUUUCUGGUGCUGCAGGUCUGGCAUUACUUGUCACUAGGUCAGGUAAAAACUGCAAAGCCGUGUUUGAAACUACUACAACAAAGCAUACAGACAAUAAUGGCGCCCAACUGGCCAUCAGACGAAGUUAUUUUUAGUCAACAAAAUAUGGACAUUUUCAUUUGGUUACCCAAGGAGCAGUUGUACGUUCUUGUGUAUUUAGUCACCGUUUCGCAUUCAAUGAUGGCUGGAUACAUGGACAAAGCAUUAAAAUACACCGACAAAGCUCUGACACAGAUCGAAAAGCUCAAAGUUCAAGAAGACAAGCCCAUUCUAUCCGUAUUUCAAAUCAUUCUGCUGGAACAUAUAGCAAUGUGUCGACUAGUCAUGGGCAACAAAUCCAUGGCCAUAAAAGAGAUCUCAAUGGCGAGGGAUGUUUGCCUAGCAUCGUCGAAUAAAGUUUUGAUGAAGAAACACUCGUCCCAGUUGCACUGUCUGCUCGGAUUGUAUGCCAUGUCGACGAAUUACUUUGAGGAAGCGGAAAAGCAGUUUCAAGCCUGCAUUCAAGACACAAAUGAGCGCGAUUUGAAAUUGUUUGCUAUCCUAAAUUUAGCUAUUGUUUACCUACGUACUAAACGAGAAAAUGACUUGACGGCCAUUCUUAAUACGGUAUCCAACGAAUCGCAGUCAUCGAGCAGUCAGGCCUUGAUGGGAGGCUUUUAUUACGUUCAAGGAUUAAAUUCGUUUCACAAGAGCAGCUUUCAUGAAGCAAAGCGAUUCCUGCGUGAAACUUUAAAGAUGGCUAAUGCUGAAGAUCUUAAUCGACUGACAUCUUGUUCGUUGGUUUUACUGAGUCAUGUCUUUCUAAGCAUCGGAAAUUCGAAGGAAAGUAUGAACAUGGUAACGCCUGCAAUGCAAUUGGCAUCCAAAAUUCCAGAUAUUCAUGUACAGUUGUGGGGAAGUGCCAUUUUGAAAGAUUUACAUCGUAUGUCGAAGGACGUUAAUCAGGAGACGGAGGCGUAUAACAAUCACCUGGCCUUUUCAAAAAGCUUGCUAGACCAAUUUAAGUGUACCAAAUUUACUGAACAUUCUCUGAUUUAUUGGUACAGUGACGAUCAACCGACCAUUAUGGAAGGCCCAUCAACUGUACCUACAGUCUCAACAGUACCUAACUUUAUGUGACAGUCCGACAUCAGAAUAAAAGCAAUUUAAAAUCCGA